Molecule: messenger RNA, 3667 nt
Organism: Esox lucius (northern pike)
Lineage: Eukaryota; Metazoa; Chordata; Actinopteri; Esociformes; Esocidae
Exons: 12
Coding region: 314-3094 (926 amino acids)
Source: RefSeq, a predicted model, not a curated record
AAACCUUGGCUGGUGGCCACUGAAUUUUAAGUGACCACUGUCCCAUUUUUGCCCAUCUCUCUCUCUCUUCUCUUCACUCUUUCUUUACAUCUGUCCAAAAGACUAGCGGGAGUUUGUUCAGUAAUGGAUCUACAACACAAGUCUUUUCUCUGCUUAUGGGCCUCUGGAUAAUAUUUCUUAUCCCUUUGAGUCUUCUUAUGGGUAGAAUCCCGCCCACUGCCCUCCCUCCCAUACCUCUAUAUAUAUAUAUACAUAUGUGCCAUGAAGAGAGAGAUGAUAAGAAGUUAAUAUUGGGUUGCGACAAGCUCAGACCAUGCAGUGUAAAGUCCUCUGCCUCUACCUCCUUUCAAUUACACAGCAAGUCUCCACAACAGAAAUAUGGGUCUGGCCAUAUACGUCUGCCUUUCUGCCCUGUUCUGUCUCAGUCCCUGUUAUUGAUCAAUCUAUUUUAGGAGUUAGUUGGACCUCCAAUGAAUCUGUUAUAGCCUCCUUUGGGACUAGAUACGGCCACCACAUCAACAAAGGUGUCAGUUGGGACACCAGUCUAUUUGUCAAUGGGACAUUCUCUCUGACUUUGCUCAAUGCCACUCUGGAUCAACAAGGAGUGUAUGAGUGCAACGUUUUUUAUAACGCCUCAGAGCUGCACUUCAGCAAUGUCACCAUCGGCAUCAAAGUUCCGCCAACUCUCUCCAUUCCCUCCAGAAUGGUGGUGUUGAAUACAGAGAGUGAGCUUAUGUGUAACGCUGAGGGUUUCAGCCCCCCACUCAUCCACUUCUCUUGGACCAGGGCCGGGGAGUCGGUCCGGCUAUCACAAGCAGUCACAGCAGUCAACCGCACACCACAGGGGACCUACCGGGCAGACAACAGAGUCAAGUUUGUCCCUUUGCUCGCUGACCAAAACGUGACCUAUGGCUGUGUGGUCACUCAUGCUGCCCUAAAUGAGCCACUGAGCUUAGAGUUUAAACUCAGCUUUGUCUUCCUCCCGACUGUCACCCUCUCAGCAGUCCCAUCUCCCUCCCGCAGCGCCCCCCUCACUCUCUCCUGUGAUAUUGAGGGGUUCUACCCAGAGGAUAUCUCUGUCUCCUGGCUACAGAAUGGCACAGAGCUUCCUUCACCUCUGCCUAGCGAGGCAGACCCAGAUGGCACCUUCAGAACCAGGCGUUACUACACCCUGAACCCCAAGCAGAGGGAGCUGGCCGGGGAGGUGGAGUGUGUUGUCCAUCAGCCCAACGUCACCAAACCCACUUUCGCCUCUGCAAAUGUGGCUGGGUUCAAUCCUGUCAUAGAAAGUGUGCUGUCCAAGCCAGCCAAGGCGUCUGUGUCUCUGAUGGGCAUCUCCCUGGUAUUGGUCUUCCUGCUCUGCUUUGGCUUCUCCUGGAGAAGGAGAGAUGAGAAGCAGAAGUCUCUAAAUGUAUCGGGGAUAAUUCUGCCUCCCAGGAUCAUUGUGGGUCAGAAAUGUAGGGUGACCAUCUGUUUGGAGGGGAGGAGAGUGGACAGGGUGAAGACCACCUGGUUUCUCAAUGACACCCGUAUCUCAGACACCUCAAACUCAGAAUCCUGCCCCUCAUCCACAACUAAAAACACUCAAUUUGUCCAUGACCAACUAAGUGCCAUACUUCUCCCCCAUGGUCUCACUCUCAACCCCAUAGUGACAGAGAAGGGUCCCCUUUUGCCCUCUGGUGGCAACAUGGGCUAUUACAAGCUGCACACCCUGGGCCCCCUUCACUCAACAGGUGAUGGCAGCCAGCGGUGUCUCCAGUCCUCGCUCUCCUUCAUCCCUCAGAUCUCCAUCCACAAGGGCGCAGUGUUCAAGUGCCAGGUGUCCUAUAUUGGAAAAGACAAGGUGGUGGUGGAAAGGGUGUCAGACAAGUUCACCAUAUUAGCUAACCCUGAGAUCUCAGAGAUUCAGCUCCAAGAGGCAGAUGAUAACUCGGGUGUGGUCACCUUGACCAUCCAGGCCUUACACUUCCACCCAGACAUCAUCACCUUCCGUUGGUUCUGUCAGGGGGGUGAACUGAGCCCCGUGGCCUCACAAGCCCUGUCUGCCCCCCGACCUGAUGCCCAAGGCUUCUUCUCUGCCAUGAGCCAGUGCAAACUGCCCCGCACCGAGCUGGAGCGCGGGAGCACUAAGGUGUGGGUGAGCGUCCAUCACGUCGCCUUGAAGCGACCCAUCACCCGCGAGACCCGAGGUUUCAUAAAGAGACCUCAUGUGUCAGAGAUCAUCUGCUCCGCCCCUUCCCCCGGUCAACCUUUGACCCUGGGUUGUGACUUGACCGGUUUCUAUCCACCAGACAUUGCUGUCACCUGGGUCAAACUGAGGGGGGGAGAGGUGGAUGACAGGGAGGAGGAGGUGAUUGAUGGUGGAGAAGUGUGGGGGCCUGUGCUCAGUGGUCCCAGUACUUACCGUGCCACCGCAACACUUAAGAAGCAGGAAACAAAGGAGGAGAAGGAGACAGCUGGAGGGGUUGUGUGCCGAGUGGAGCACUGUUCACUGGUGGAGCCCAUUGAGAGACGCUGGAGAAACAUUUAUAUUGCGGCUCCAUCCAUCCCCCCCUUCCUCACUGUACACUGGACCAGCAAGGGUGUUGCGGUGUUCUCUGUCCUGUUGACAGGAGGCCAUCCGAAAGCGAAGGUGCUAUGGGCAGCAGGGGGCGCCACACUUACACCACUUGUGUCCAACCAGACAUAUGUGAUGGGUGAGGAUGGACUGAGAGAACUGAAGAGCGUCUGUGCCCUUGAGAGAUCUACUGACCAGCCCAGUCAGACCGAAGGACAGGGUCAGAUGGAAAGACAGAAAAAAAGGCAUACACUGAUAGAAACAGAAGCUGCAGUGUCCAACCCCAACGCAGUAGGAAUUAGGUACAUAGACGAUACAAACGAAGAUAACAGCAACGUGGAAAAUGAGAUGACCAGGCACACAGAGGAAGAGAGCGAAGAGGAAGACAACAGAAUGGAAAUGUUGCACAUUAACAGGGUGAAAGUGAGAGUGGGGCCAAAAGGGGUUGAGAGAGAACCACUGAGAGUGAGCAUUGAGAUCACUCACCCGGCCCUGAAGCUGCCUGUAUAUCGCACUUGGACCAGUACAUCAGAGUAGAGCUUUUCUUUUGGCAAGAUAGCUUAUUUCCUUGGAGGUGGCAUUUCAUUGAGUUUUUCUUACCACUCCAUCCAUACACCACACUGUGCAUGGGGGCAAAUUACCCUUGCAUCCACUUCAACUGAAGUUUAUCACAGCUCCAGUUAAUUUCAACUUCUUAAAGAUGCAGUCUGCAAUUUUGGAGACUAGUUUAAAAAGUGGUACUUUGUGCCAAUUUAUGCCACAUGUCAUUAAAAGAUCUUGCUUUUAAACGUGAAAUUUCACGGUUAGCUGUGGUGUGAUUGUGUGAUUGUAUUGAUAGAUUAUGCACAUAUAAACACCAUAUUACACAUCCAGGCCAAAAAGGGAAGAUUUAUUGCAUCUCUAAUCAUUGCCCUAAAAUAAGAGAUGGGUAUUUUCACGCAUGUAGUUGUUUAUUCGUGGAUGAACACUUAAGAUUUUGAAAUUACUGAGAUAACCUAAAAAAUAUUGUUAGAUUUGUUUCAUAUUAAUUUCUUGGGUUGCCAAGAAAAGUCAGUUAUCGUCACCUAUAAUGAUAGUUAUUGUAUCAAUGUCAUUACCGAAUGGCCAAUU